Naumovozyma castellii is the source of this 1110-nucleotide messenger RNA. It is a transcript of the gene SPP1, whose product is annotated as Spp1p. Lineage: Eukaryota; Fungi; Ascomycota; Saccharomycetes; Saccharomycetales; Saccharomycetaceae. The transcript has a single exon. The record is from RefSeq and is a predicted model, not a curated record. The coding region runs from base 1 to 1110 and encodes 369 amino acids.
AUGUCUUUGCGUCCAUCAUUACCUGCAUGGUGUCCGCCAUAUUCGAAACAAAAGAAGGAUCCAGAAACAAAUGAGGCAGUGUAUUGCAUUUGCAAACGCCCGGACCAUGGAGAGUUGAUGGUUGGAUGUGAUGGUUGCGAUGAUUGGUUCCAUUUUUCAUGUUUGAAGAUACCUACCGUGUAUCAGAAAUUGGUCUUUUCAUUCUUUUGUCCCUAUUGUCAAGCUGGAAUCACAGGCCCUAAGGCUAAUGCUUUAGGUGAUGACCAGAUACCGUAUCCAAAGACCUUAUGGAAACGAAAGUGCAGACUGCCGGACUGUUAUUUACCAGUUAUGGAGAAAAGUAAGUAUUGCUCGAAGGAGCAUGGUGUGGAAUUUAUGAAGGGAAUCAUGGAUAAACUAGAUGUAAGUGACGUGGGGAAGACUCUACGCUCCGAAGAUGAUAAGGAAUCAUUUGUCAGAGAUAUGAUAAAACGAAGUGAGAACGAUCAAGUAGAAGCGUUUAUUAAUUUGGGUGCAUCAGAUUUUAUAGAUAAGGAAGUACCCAAGGAGUUGAAUCCGGAACUUUACCAAAAGAUCAUAACAAAUGAUGACAGAAUGAUUGACCUUCAAAGGAAUCAAGAAACGGUUGAAGGGAUCACAAUACCUGAAAUAAAGAAAAACAUAACGUUACUGGAAAAAUAUGCUAGUUGGGCAAAUGAUAUAAAUAUCAAGCUAAACAAAUCGGUUGAGGAUGAAGGUGACGCAAUGUCAUCUCCUACAAAGAAAAGCACUAAGGGGAAGAAGAAGAAACCCCAUAAUAAAAAUAAACCCAAGAGAAGUAUAUGUGGUUAUAUCAAGUCUUUUGAAACUAUUCCCUGCUCUGUUGAGGAUUUCAUUUCAGAGUACGAUUCCAAUGACCCGACAAUAACACAUAUUCAAGGCGUUUGCCUAAAUAGCAAGUGUCAGAGACAUGCCGGUUGGGUCUCCAUGAGAAUGGAUCAGUAUGUCCAGCAAUUAGAGUCGUCACAGUCGUAUUUGGAAAGGAUAAAAUUGUUAAUGCAUUCAAGAAGGAACCAACUUCAUAUUCAGUAUUAUGAACAGACAAUAAGGCAGAAAGUAGAGAAUAAUUAA